AUGGAAGCAGCUCCAUUUUUGCGAAAUAUACAGCAAGCAGCAGCAGAUACGGAGACGGAGUGGAGUUUUGAGGAGAUAAAGAUAUUCGAGAGAGCGAUAAUACCGGAGGAGUUGGGUUUUGAUUGUGACAACCCUUUUGAAAGAAUAGCGGCAAGGCUCCCUCGGAAAACUGAAGCCCAAGUGAGGAUUCAGUGGCAAAUGUUGGUUAGAGAUAUUGAGAUGAUUGAAGCUGGUUCCAUUCCACUACCCCACUACAACACUAGUACUAAACCCAAACGAAGAAGAGGGGUGCCUUGGACCAAGGAAGAAAAUGAGUUGUUUGAAAGAGGUUUAAAGAGGUUCGGUAAGGGAGAUUGGAAGAGCAUUUCAAGGCAUUUUGUGGAGUCAAAGCGCCCAUCACAAGUUGCAAGUCAUGCCCAGAAAUACUUUCUUCGCCUUGAAAAGUCCAGAGCCAAACAAAAUCUACAUUCAGCUUCCACGUCCAACCACUUCCGCUCAACCUCAUCUUCUGCACCCCCUUCUUACCAAUAA
Molecule: messenger RNA, 531 nt
Organism: Corylus avellana
Lineage: Eukaryota; Viridiplantae; Streptophyta; Magnoliopsida; Fagales; Betulaceae
Product: transcription factor DIVARICATA-like
Molecular function (GO): DNA binding
Source: RefSeq, a predicted model, not a curated record